Pteronotus mesoamericanus is the source of this 419-nucleotide messenger RNA. Its product is annotated as thymosin beta-4, Y-chromosomal-like. Lineage: Eukaryota; Metazoa; Chordata; Mammalia; Chiroptera; Mormoopidae. The transcript has a single exon. The record is from RefSeq and is a predicted model, not a curated record. Bases 234 to 389 code for a protein of 51 amino acids. Gene Ontology annotation, biological process: regulation of cell migration; actin filament organization. Gene Ontology annotation, cellular component: cytoplasm. Gene Ontology annotation, molecular function: actin monomer binding.
UUUGCUUUCUGGAAUAGCAUUAUGAAUAAAGGAAAAAAAUGAAAGGUUUUAUGUUACUUAGAAGUAUGUUAAUUUAACAAUAUUGGGAGAUUUUCUAGAUAUCCUUUUAAUAUUAAUUUCUAGUUUAAUUUCAUUGAGGUCCAAGAACAUAAUUCUUACAAAUUCAGUGUUUUCAAAUUCACUUAAACUAAUUUGGCAGCGGUCACUGAGCAGAUCAGACCCCCCUCAUUCACAUGCCUCCCUCUACUUCCUCAGUAACUAUGUCUGAUAAACCCAAUAUGGCCAAGAUUGAGAAGUUUGAUAAGUUGAAAUUGAAGAAGACAGAAAUACAAGAGAAAAAUCCACUGUCAUCCAAAGAAACAGUUGAACAGGAAAAGCAAGCAGGUUAAUCGUAAUGAGACCCACACUGCCAAUAUGCA